Pistacia vera is the source of this 863-nucleotide messenger RNA. RefSeq names its product nitronate monooxygenase-like. The transcript has 3 exons. Gene Ontology annotation, molecular function: nitronate monooxygenase activity. NCBI's taxonomy places the organism in Eukaryota, Viridiplantae, Streptophyta, Magnoliopsida, Sapindales, Anacardiaceae. The record is from RefSeq and is a predicted model, not a curated record. Bases 37 to 462 code for a protein of 141 amino acids.
AGACAGAGCCAGAGAGAGUUAACAUAAAGAUAAUAAAUGGGUUGGAAAGGGAUUCUGGGUUUUGAAUAUGGAAUUGUUCAGCGGCCAUUGGGACCUUAUAUUUCAGGUCCAGAGCUUGUAGCUGCGGUUGCUAAUGCUGGUGGGCUUGGUCUCUUAAGAGCCCCUGAUUGGGAAUCACCAGAAUACUUAAGGGAGCUAAUAAGGAAGACCAGAGCAUUAACGGACAAACCGUUUGCGGUUGGUGUUUUUCUGGAAUUCCCCCAUGAAGAAAAUAUAAAGGCUAUAUUGAAAGAGAAAGUUGCAGUUUUACAAAUUUCAUGGGGUGAAUGUUCAAAGGAGCUUGUACACGAAGCUCAUUGUGCUGGUGUAAAAGUUGUUCCCCAAGUCGGGAGUUUCGAAGAAGCAAGAAAAACAAUUGAAGCAGGUGUACAUGCGAUUAUUGUCCAAGGACGUGAGGUAUGAAUUCCUUUAGGUUUCAUAAGUUUAAUAUUGUUUCCAUUUUCAAUGAAAUUGAAAAAAGUAAUAGCUGCUACCAGCAGGAUAUUAAUUACAAUGUGAUUUGAUUUUGCAUCCGUUACAUGUUUUAUGUCUGAAUUUAUAGGAAAUAGUUUGUCUUGACUCUUUCUCUGACAUUUAGAUUUCUCAUUUGGUUAAGGAAAGGAAACGCAUAUAAUAGAUUUGUGUUUUUUGAUGGUCAAAGGGCACCCACUACCAGUCUUUUCCUUUGAUGAAUGAAGUGAUUCUACUUCUAUUUUAAGUCACAAAGACAGCCGCCUGAUUGUAUGAUACGUAGUUGGUUGAAGUUUUGAUCAAGCUGGUUGACAGAUAUAUUCUUGGGAGGUAUAAAAAGAAAACUCACUAAA